Messenger RNA from Penaeus vannamei (Pacific white shrimp), 1979 nucleotides. The record is from RefSeq and is a predicted model, not a curated record. NCBI's taxonomy places the organism in Eukaryota, Metazoa, Arthropoda, Malacostraca, Decapoda, Penaeidae.
CCUCAGCCCGCAACGGUCGGCUCUCGCGACUUCCCCUUCCCAUUGGUUCUCCCCCACCGGUUCGAAACUUUGAGUCCAGCGCUGCUAUUGGGCGGCGUCGACUGUGCCCUGGCCGCUAAUUGGUGGAUUCAUAGACGAGGGAUGCACGCACUUACUCUAACGGUCGCCGCACUCACUUUCUUAUCUCUUGCAAAAUGCUCGACCUUGACAGCAGCAGAUACGCAGGACGCUCUGCCAGGAUACCAGCCUCGGGAUUUCUCCAAUCUGGCGCAGGACGAUCGGUCACUAAGAAUGUUUUUGGAUUUCCUGCUUAACUCGCAACAGCCCUCUCCGAUGAUGGGCGAGCCCCUGGAGGAUUCCGACGAAGGAUACAGGAGGAAGAGGAGCGUCAACACGAGCCAAGAAGAGGACGUAAGAAAAGAGGAGAAUGAAGAGACGCGAGAUAAGCGACAGACGAAAGAAGAGAAGGACGAGGAAGGAGAAACCGCAGAGGAGCAGAGCGGCAGCUGGUGGUGGCGACCCGUUGAAGAGCGUCGUUCUUACUUCAUUCCGCGACUCGGCAAGCGGGACGGAAACGACAUCCCAGCUCUUGCCAGCGAGAACGACCUGGACAAUAUGGAAUAUCUCGACGACGACGAGGUAGACUCCGGCGACGCUGAGGCUCUGCGGGAGGAAGAGGACCCCACGGGAGAGGUCGAGAAGGACGAGGACGAGCAGGACGCUUGGGCAGGUUUCGGAAGCCCACUCGACAAGAGGGACUUCGCCUUCAAUCCCCGCCUCGGCAAGCGCCAAACCUUUACCCCAAGACUCGGCAAGAGAGAUUUUGCUUUUAGCCCAAGGCUCGGCAAGCGUGACUUUGCUUUCAGCCCGAGACUUGGAAAGCGUGACUUUGCUUUCAACCCAAGGCUCGGCAAGAGAGACGGGUUUGCCUUCAACCCUAGGCUCGGGAAGCGAGCUGACUUUGCCUUCAAUCCAAGACUUGGCAAACGCGGCGAUUUCGCCUUUUCUCCUAGACUGGGAAAGAAAGCCGACUUUGCCUUCAAUCCAAGACUCGGCAAGAAAGCUGACUUUGCAUUUAGCCCAAGACUCGGUAAAAAAGAUUUUGCCUUCAGCCCUAGACUCGGCAAGAAAGACUUCGCCUUCAUCCCAAGAGCCGGCAAAAGGGACUUCGCUUUCAGCCCCAGACUCGGCAAGAGGGACUUUGCUUUCAGCCCCAGACUCGGCAAAAAAGACUUUGCUUUCGUCCCAAGAGCCGGCAAAAGGGACUUCGCUUUCAGCCCCAGACUCGGCAAGAGAGACUUCGCUUUCAGCCCCAGACUCGGCAAGAGAGACUUCGCUUUCAGCCCCAGACUCGGCAAGAAAGACUUUGCUUUCGUCCCAAGAGCCGGCAAGAGGGACUUCUCCUUCAACCCGCGCCUGGGCAAGAGGGCCGACGCAGAGGAGGACGUCCAGACGGAAGUCCUGGACGCACGAGACAGCCAGACCGCAGCCUUCCCCAGCGACCUCGGGACCGAGGACUUCAUCCAAAGGCUAGACUAGAUGAUCAUCCUCUCACCCUCCCACAACUGCCUACGUUCCCUUUUCAUUUGUUAAAAAAAAACUCCUCGACAUGACUUCAUUCUCCUUGUGUUUUCUCAUGGCUCUUAGACAUAAGACGAGACAAUAAUAACAUGAGCCUCAGCGUUAACAUAAUGUGGCUGAAAAGAUAUGUUGGUCCUCCUACCAUAGACCGAUUUAAGGACCCGUUGGGGCAAUCUGUAUCAUAUUUCCUGACAUUUGAAUGGGGAAUGAAAACAACUUGUUACUGGUCUUUCAUUUAUAACCAAAAUCUCUUUAAUAACCGAAGGCAUGUGAAAGAAUGAUACGGAAAUAUAAACUAUUAUUAAACGUGCAAAUGUCGAUCGCAUUAAAGAAAAUACCAAUAAUAACGAAGGUGACCUUAUCAGCCUUGAAAAAGAACGCAGCAUGACCGGAGGAAA